AUCGCUGGUGAUAUAUCUUCUACUUCCAGAUAACUGAGUGUUACGUCUAGAAAUAGAACAUGCCGGUCUGACGGUAGUCAAGAACAAGCCAGAGGUGAAGUGUGUUGGAGUGGUGAUGGAUGAGGAAGCGGUGUGUCCGAUCUGCUAUGAGAGUUGUUCGGACGCGACUCGGACGUUGAGUUGCCGACACGCGUUUUGCCACGACUGCCUGGUCGGGACGUUUGUGAGCUCAAACUAUUACGGAGUUUUCACCAGAGAUACGAUUAUCUGCCCCGUGUGCAGACAUGUGACGUUCGUUACCAAGGGACGGAGUCGGGGACACGGCGGAGAUAAGGAGAAAGACGGGAAGGUGUUGGAGGUCCCACUCAGGUCCGCUGCGCGCUCCGGGAACGGACCCCUGCUACACUGUUUGAGAUGGAUGAGCCGCCAGAAGCUGGUGUGUCCUAAAGACUGCUCGCAGGUGUUCAUCAUCAGCGAUCUGGGACGCCCUUUGGCCGAGGAGGACGUUAUUGAUGUUGGGAUAAGUGCCGUGAUUCGAGAGAACAGUGAUCACAGCCGUAGACCCUGCACAACAUCCCACUGCCUGCUGCUUAUAUUAAUUGUUUUUAUCGUGCUGGCUUUAAUAGCCGCAACACUGCCUUGGGUUUUUCUGGCUUGAGGAUUAUUGCCUUUUGGGAAACCUUACUUUAUUCUCAUUCCAAUCGGCACACUUAGGACUACAGGACGUCUUCAGGACUAGAGGUUUACCUGGAAUGUCUUCAGGACCCAUUAAAGGAUAAUGUUCGAAAUCCUUAAGCUAGAAUCAUCUUCAAGAUUACCUAAAGACCUCUUAAUAAGUCUUCAUUUCUUAAGACCUUUUACAGACAAACUGCAGACAACAUAAUAUUUGUAAGUGUUUAUCAGUUAUUGACAAUGGAUCGUUUUCUGACACGCUGCAAGAACUUUAAAAGCGCUUGAACCUUUUGCCACAUUUCAUUUCACCAGCUUUUUUUCUAAUUAUUUUGUACUUUGGGACUCCUGCUAUCCUAUCCCCAACACAGGACACAGCAGGGUGCUUUUUCACCAAACACCUGCUGAUCAGCUGAGUGGUACCCUGGGUGCCUCUGCUAGUAAAUUAUUAAUUUGAAAAAGGAUCAAAGUGAUCAAGUCUGGGAGGGUUGUUGCUUUGAAAGGGGGGCAUGUUUACUGGAUAAAAUUUCACCUUUUUCUGUGGUGUACUGCCUUGGUACAGCCUGCAUACCUUUUUAGACACACCUCUGCUUUUCAAGAACAUCUUGUCACGCAGGUUAGAAAAUUAAAUGACUUUUCCUUCACGACUUGAAAAGGACUCUUUCAAUGGUAUAUAGCUUUUUAUUUAAGGUCUCAGUAACAAUGACAAAUGCCUAUUAAAAGCAAUGUAUACUCUUAAAAACCAGCAUAUGUAUUUAAAUAAAAAAGAAGUCAGACCACAAAUAUUAAAAAUGUAGAGUUUAAUAUAGAUA
Clarias gariepinus (North African catfish) is the source of this 1481-nucleotide messenger RNA. RefSeq names its product RING finger protein 222. The record is from RefSeq and is a predicted model, not a curated record. Bases 116 to 658 code for a protein of 180 amino acids. The transcript has a single exon. Lineage: Eukaryota; Metazoa; Chordata; Actinopteri; Siluriformes; Clariidae.